Messenger RNA from Pecten maximus, 2471 nucleotides. RefSeq names its product retinal dehydrogenase 1-like. The record is from RefSeq and is a predicted model, not a curated record. Bases 187 to 1665 code for a protein of 492 amino acids. Lineage: Eukaryota; Metazoa; Mollusca; Bivalvia; Pectinida; Pectinidae. Gene Ontology annotation, molecular function: aldehyde dehydrogenase (NAD+) activity. The transcript has 15 exons.
AUCUUUAAAUGACCGAUUUCCUGUUGCAACCGUGGCUGUGCAAACUAAUGUGUUGCCACUAUAAAAGCGUCGGCAGUAACCAGACAAAUUAGAAGCGCACCAGGAUACAGACCGUACAGGUUAAUACAGGAUCAGUGAUCCAACCUCCUGGUUUUCGUCGUAGACCUACAUGACCAACUGACAGCAAUGGUUACGCCAAUCAGAAACCCCGACAUCAAAUUUAAACAGUUGUUUAUCAACAAUGAGUGGGUAAACGCUAUCAGCGGAAAGACAUUCCCCGUCCUCAAUCCGGCCACAGAAGGGAAGAUCGCUGACAUACAGGAAGGUGACAAGGCCGAUGUUGACAAGGCGGUGGAUGCAGCGAAAAAGGCAUUUGAACCAGGAUCUGCUUGGCGUAUUACGAAUGCCAGUGAUCGCGGUUGCCUGAUGAACAAGCUGGCUGAUCUUAUAGAACGGGACAGACUGUACUUGGCAAGCCUUGAAAGCCUGGAUAAUGGUAAACCUUUUAAUGACUCGUACAACAUUGACUUGGUCCUGGUGAUAAAAUGUAUCAGGUACUACGCUGGCUGGACUGACAAGAUCUGUGGCAAGACUAUUCCCAUGGACGGCGAAUUUUUCUGCUACACCAGGCAUGAACCUGUUGGAAUAUGUGGUCAAAUUAUCCCCUGGAAUUUCCCUCUCCUCAUGAUGGCCUGGAAGCUUGGCCCUGCUCUAGCCUGUGGUAACGUGGUUGUCCUCAAACCGGCCGAGCAAACCCCACUCACCGCUCUUUAUAUAGCCUCACUCAUAAAAGAGGCUGGAUUUCCCCCCGGUGUAGUGAACGUGAUUCCAGGCUAUGGACCAACGGCAGGCGCUGCUAUUUCUGAACACAACGAUAUCGACAAGGUUGCUUUUACUGGAUCUACUGAGGUGGGACAGAUUGUGAUGCAGGCCGCUGCGCGUACCAAUCUCAAGAGGGUGACACUUGAACUUGGAGGGAAAAGUCCAAAUGUCGUAUUUGCUGACGCCGAUUUGGACAUAGCAGUGAAUGCAUGCCACAAUGGACUCUUUUUCAACAUGGGUCAGUGUUGUUGUGCCGCAUCCAGGACCUACGUUCAGGAGGAGGUCUACGACGCCUUCACCAAGAAACUAGUAGAAAAGGCCUCAUCGCGAGUGGUUGGGGAUCCGUUCGAGUCUAAUACCAUGUCUGGACCCCAGGUUGACAAGGAACAAUUCGACAAGAUUCUGAACCUCAUAGAAGCCGGAGUACAGCAGGGAGCGAAACUAGAAUGUGGCGGCAAGCGUCAAGGAUCCGAGGGCUACUUCAUCCAGCCAACAGUGUUCACAGGUGUCACGGAAGAUAUGCGCAUCGGCAAGGAGGAGAUUUUUGGUCCCGUUAUGCAAGUCAUCAAAUUUAAAACCAUGGACGAGGUUAUAAAGCGGGCAAACACAACACAUUACGGAUUGGCCGCCGCUAUUUGCACAAAAGAUAUUGACAAGGUCAUGACCUACAGCAGUCAGGUCAAGGCCGGAACUGUCUGGGUGAAUUCCUUCAAUGUGUUUGGUGCCCAGUGUCCAUUCGGAGGAUUCAAGAUGUCUGGUAUUGGACGAGAACUUGGUGAAUAUGGGUUGCAUGACUACUCGGAGGUCAAAACGGUCAUCAUUAAAACUCCAACCAAAUUGUAAAAUGUUUCGUGAGGAAUAUCGCCAGUGGAGUAGGAGUUACCCAUCCUGGAACAUAUGUGCGCAGCAUAUCUUGAGUUAUCGAUCCAGUGUUUUUACAAUACAUGUAACAGUUAUGUUUCGUCAUUGAUAUCGAUACUCUGCACACUUUUUAUUUUAUAAUAAAAAAAAAUUUAUAUUUCAUUUAAUCAAUUAAAGGAACAAUCCACUGUAAUCAUAUCCCGGAAUGUGUUAAUCUUGAUAUAACCAGGAGCUAGAUGGUGGUUUCAAUGGUGUAUAUUUGCGUAAUGUAAGGACGACAGAAGCAGACAAGUGCCUGACAAUGUACCGUUUAAUUUACAUGGAUUAAGGGUGUAUCCUGCCUAAUGAUAUGUACCGAUAUUACAAAAGAAUUCUAGAAAAGUUCUAGUCCGAGAGUUGGUUGGAAGCAAUCCUUCAUAAAACAUAUGUUGGACUUGCGAGAAUGGUUAACUUUACUAAUGGUUUGUUUGUAUUAAUAUAAAAGGGUAUUAAUGAAACAUUAGCCAUUUAUAUAUGUCCUUAAAUGUAGUCCGGACGGGUUUUUGUCGUUUUAUCGACGAUUCCUUACCGGUUAUAAAAGAAAAGUCGAAAUAACAGCUUCAUCGCCAUUUCCCCACUUUUUAUAAACAUAGGGAGCAAGAUGUUGUUGGAAGGACUAUAGUCAAUUUCAGAGGAUUUUACCUGUAAUUACCUAUUUCACUUGUUGUUACCUGUCAUACCUGAUCAAUUUUUGGCUGAUGUCUUAAACUAACAUGAAGAUACAAUAAAAUGUGUUACGUGUUUUUGUU